AUGGAACAACGCCGGCGACCCGAGUACAACCUCGACAUCUUCGCAGACCUCGCCUGCGUGAAAGACGUUGUGAAGGCGAUAUUGCACACCAUCUUCUUCCACCGCUACUUCACCUCCAUAUCCCCUCUGACCCGCGACCUGCUCGACCUCACCCUUCCUGCCAUCGACGAUGUGGACCUCGAGACCCUGAUCGACCAAAGGACGAUAGCAUUGGUACGAGCAAUCGAUAGUGCACACCAGCAGAGAGGAAGAGGGCAGCUUGUCGUGCAGUUUUUCGAGAGAAGGCGGAGAAAGACGUACUUCUUUGGUAGAGCAGACGAGGAUGUGUGCUGGGAGCAGUGGACGCUGGACGUUACGCUUGCUCAACCAAGAACGGAAGCUGAUGUAAUCAAAGUUCGCCGCGCCAUGACCAAGUCACUCGAGAAAGCUGCACAUAAGAUCAUCGGCAUCGUGAACCGCGACAAAGAUCACAUCCCUCCCAUCACAACCACCGACGCCAACCCUUUCCCAUACCACAUCAUAGUCAAUCCUAAAGCUGCAGCUGAGAACGACUGGCGACCACGCAUAGGCAUGUUCUGA
Messenger RNA from Macroventuria anomochaeta, 579 nucleotides. Its product is annotated as DUF1649-domain-containing protein. The record is from RefSeq and is a predicted model, not a curated record. Gene Ontology annotation, cellular component: phagophore assembly site. Bases 1 to 579 code for a protein of 192 amino acids. Gene Ontology annotation, biological process: autophagy; autophagosome assembly. NCBI's taxonomy places the organism in Eukaryota, Fungi, Ascomycota, Dothideomycetes, Pleosporales, Didymellaceae. The transcript is spliced from 3 exons.